AUGAAGGGCAAGAAGCCGUCCUUCAUGGUGAUCCGCUUCCCUGGCCGCCGUGGCUACGGCCGCCUGCGGCCACGCGCCCGGUCAGUCAGCAAGGCGUCCACCGCCAUCAACUGGCUCACCAAGAAGUUCCUCCUCAAAAAGGCCGAGGAGUCGGGCAGCGAGCGGGCCACGGCGGAUGCCUGGCUGCAGCGCUCGGGCUCCCGCGUGGGCUCCCGCAAGCUGCCCUUCCCGUCGGGUGCCGAGAUCCUGCGGCCCGGGGGCCGGCUCCGGAGGUUCCCCCGCAGCCGCAGCAUCUACGCGUCGGGCGAGCCCCUGGGCUUCCUGCCCUUCGAGGACGAGGCCCCGUUCCAUCACUCGGGCUCCCGCAAGUCGCUGUAUGGGCUCGAGGGCUUCCAGGAUCUGGGCGAGUAUUAUGACUACCACCGCGACGGCGACGACUACUACGACCGGCAGUCGCUGCACCGCUACGAGGAGCAGGAGCCCUACGUGGCGGGCCUCGGCCCCUACAGCCCGGCAUGGCCACCCUACGGUGACCACUACUAUGGGUACCCCCCCGAGGACCCCUACGACUACUGCCACCCGGACUAUUACGCUGGCCCCUUUGAUCCGGGGUACACCUAUGGUUACGGCUACGGCUACGGCUACGACGAUUAUGAACCCCCGUAUGCGCCCCCGUCGGGGUACUCGUCCCCUUACAGCUACCACGGUGAGUACGAGGGCGAGGCGCACCCACACGGCUACUACCUGGAUCCCUACGCGCCCUACGACGCGCCAUACCCGCCCUAUGACCUCCCGUACCACACUCGCUACGACGUACCCUACUUUGAUCCCUACGGGGUCCCCUACACCGUCCCCUAUGCCGAAGGUGUCUACGGCGGUGGGGACGAGGCCAUCUACCCCCCUGAGGUGCCUUAUUUUUACCCGGAGGAGUCGGCCUCGGCCCUUGUGUACCCCUGGGUACCACCGCCCAUCCCGUCGCCCCACAAUCCGUAUGCCCACCCCAUGGAUGACAUCGCCGAGCUGGAGGAGCCUGAGGACGCGGGUGGGGAGCGUCAGGGCACCUCCUUCCGCCUGCCCAGCGCCGCCUUCUUCGAGCAGCAAGGCAUGGACAAGCCCGCCAGGUCCAAGCUGUCCCUCAUCCGCAAGUUCCGCCUCUUCCCGCGGCCCCAGGUGAAGCUGUUUGGGAAGGAGAAGCUGGAGGUGCCCCUGCCACCCUCUCUGGACAUUCCGCUGCCCUUGGGAGAUGCGGACGAAGAGGAGGAUGAGGAAGAGCUGCCC
Molecule: messenger RNA, 1278 nt
Organism: Cebus imitator (Panamanian white-faced capuchin)
Lineage: Eukaryota; Metazoa; Chordata; Mammalia; Primates; Cebidae
Product: unconventional myosin-XV-like
Exons: 1
Source: RefSeq, a predicted model, not a curated record